AUGAUUCCGAUGAGCGUAAAGGUUUUCAAUUUGUUGGCAUCGCUGUUGGAGAAAAAGUUAACAAGAAUUUCCCGCAGGAAACCUAUCGAGCCGGAGUGCCGCUUGGUGUUAACAUUAAUGUAUUUAGCACAAGGUGCAAAGUGGCAAACUAUUGCAUGGACUUUUCGGAUGGGCCUCUCUACUGUGCGCAAAAUAGUUUUUGAAACUUGCGAAGCCAUUUGGGAUGAGCUAUGGGCAAUUUAUUUGCCUCCACCAAAUGAAUGCGAAUGGGAAAGCAUAGCUUUGGAAUUUUAUACAAAGACUGGGCUACCACAUUGCGUAGGAUGCAUCGAUGGCAAACACAUCAGCAUUCGAUGUCCACCACGCUCUGGCUCGCUCUAUUACAACUACAAAAAAUAUCAUAGCAUAGUUUUAUUAGCUGCUUGUGAUCACAAUUACUGUUUCACCGCAGUCGAUAUAGGUGCAUAUGGCAGUCAGAGCGAUGGUGGAAUAUUGCGAGCCAGCUCUUUCGGCA
This is a messenger RNA of Rhagoletis zephyria (snowberry fruit fly), 514 nucleotides long. RefSeq lists its product as uncharacterized. NCBI's taxonomy places the organism in Eukaryota, Metazoa, Arthropoda, Insecta, Diptera, Tephritidae. The record is from RefSeq and is a predicted model, not a curated record.